Crotalus tigris (Tiger rattlesnake) is the source of this 5198-nucleotide messenger RNA. It is a transcript of the gene SLC6A9, whose product is annotated as solute carrier family 6 member 9. Gene Ontology annotation, biological process: neurotransmitter transport; synaptic transmission, glycinergic; glycine import across plasma membrane. Gene Ontology annotation, molecular function: glycine:sodium symporter activity. Gene Ontology annotation, cellular component: plasma membrane. The transcript is spliced from 13 exons. The coding region runs from base 1271 to 2965 and encodes 564 amino acids. The record is from RefSeq and is a predicted model, not a curated record. Lineage: Eukaryota; Metazoa; Chordata; Lepidosauria; Squamata; Viperidae.
GACUGGAAAAUAGGACCUCUGCUUUGCUUCCUUAGUGCCCCUUGAUUAUGAUUCCUGUCCCAAAUAGUGUAGACAGAAGAAUGCAGGAAGUGCCUUCCCCAGGCCUUACUUCUUCAGAGGUAAUGUUACUUCCUCUAGAGUGCUGUAAAGCCACCAAGCAUUGCCCAGGAAACAGUCAGUGUCCAGCAGGUGGGAAAAGUUUGGCUCCAGUAUGCUGCUAUUUGUUUGUGGUUUGGAUUUCUACCCUGACAAAGAAUGGGGCUCCCAGGAGACGCCUGAAAUAGCUUGCACCUCUGCCAGAGGCACCAUGCCAGUGUCAGUACUGGAACAUGUGGGGGAAGGGAGUCAGAUAACUGCAAAACAUAUUUAUGUGUAUAUAAGCACACAAAUAAUUGCAGACAUAAAGAACACAGUCUCUUUUCUGCAACAUUUCACAAGCAUUGUUCAUUCCUUUGAGCAUACUUUUGCGUAUGAUUUUAUGUUUUAUCUUCAAAUUGAGCAGUAUCACAUAUUAUGCAAAUAUGAUUUGCAUUCAUAUUUACUUGCAAGCAAUACAGUAAUAUGCACCACUUCCCUCCCCCCCCAUGCAAAAGGACACUUCUCUGCCCACUUUUAUGAAUCCAGAGGGAUAUGAAUAGAAGAACCGUCCUCUAUGCCUCUGCUUUUUAGAUCCUCCCUAUUCAGUUUCGAUUGCUAGGAAAUAACACCGAUCAGCCAGCAUUAAUCCAUUUGAAAAAAUAGACAUAAAAAAGUGCUUUUGCUGGUCUGUGUUGUAUUGGUUUGAUUCCAAACAGUAAAGUGUGUGUGUGAGAGCAGUUGGCUGCUUUGAAUGGUUCACACUGCUGUGGAAAGUCUGCUAGCAGAGAUUUACAAAUGUUUGUGCUUCUUACCCCUGUUGUAGUUCAUUGCAUUUCUUCUUGUGUGCAUGGUGAAUAUUUUUUCCUUCUCCCUUUUAUGCUAUUUUUUUCUGUUGUUGCCUAAUAUUCAGGAGCUCUUUUGAGGUAGCAGUGUACACCCCAGGAUAGAAAUGAAGAGGAUAGGCUAGAACCACAGAACAAGCCCAUGUUGCCUAGGCAGCAGCUGCUUUAAUGGGGCUGUGCCUGGUGAAACAGGUAAGCGAGAUGAGAACGUCAGACGAGGCAACUGGGGCAACCAGAUUGAAUUUGUUCUCACGAGUGUUGGCUAUGCUGUUGGGCUUGGCAAUGUGUGGCGCUUCCCUUACCUCUGCUACCGCAAUGGAGGAGGUGCUUUCUUGUUCCCCUAUUUCAUCAUGUUGGUGUUCUGUGGGAUCCCCCUGUUUUUCUUGGAACUCUCUUUUGGACAAUUCGCUAGUCAGGGCUGCUUGGGCGUCUGGAAGAUCAGCCCCAUGUUCAAAGGUGUUGGCUAUGGUAUGAUGGUUGUCUCCAGCUACAUUGGAAUCUAUUACAAUGUUGUGAUCUGUAUCGCCUUCUAUUAUUUCUUCUCAUCAAUGACACGGGUGCUACCCUGGACAUACUGUAAUAAUUUUUGGAAUACAGGAAAUUGUACCAGUGUGUUGGAUAUUACCAACAGCUCAGUGGGUUCAUCACUCAACAUCACACAUAUCUUCAAUCAGACUCUGAAGCGCACUAGCCCCAGUGAGGAAUACUGGAGGCGGUAUGUAUUGAAGCUAUCUAAUGACAUCGGGAAUCUGGGUGAAGUUCGGCUUCCCCUGCUGGGCUGUUUGGGCGUCUCUUGGAUUGUCGUCUUUCUCUGCCUCAUCAAGAGUGUGAAGUCCUCAGGAAAAGUGGUAUAUUUCACAGCAACAUUCCCAUACCUGGUGCUAACAAUCUUAUUUGUGCGGGGAAUCACUCUUGACGGGGCAGUUAGUGGCAUCCUGUACUAUCUGACGCCACAGUGGGACAAAAUCCUUGAUGCAAAGGUAUGGGGCGAUGCUGCCUCUCAAAUCUUCUAUUCUUUGGGCUGUGCCUGGGGGGGACUUAUCACCAUGGCAUCAUAUAACAAGUUUCACAACAACUGCUACAGAGACAGCAUCAUCAUCAGCAUCACCAACUGUGCUACCAGUGUCUACGCAGGUUUUGUCAUCUUCUCUAUCCUCGGCUUCAUGGCUCAUCACCUGGGAGUGGAUGUUUCCAAGGUGGCCGACCAAGGCCCUGGCUUGGCAUUUGUGGCCUAUCCUGAGGCAUUGACACUCCUCCCCAUUUCCCCUCUUUGGUCUGUUCUCUUCUUUUUCAUGCUCAUCCUGCUGGGGCUGGGUACACAGUUCUGUCUCCUGGAAACUCUUGUCACAGCCAUUGUGGAUGAAGUGGGAAAUGAAUGGAUGUGGCGUCGGAAGACUUUUGUGACUCUAGGUGUGGCUGUGGUGGGCUUUCUACUAGGUAUCCCACUCACCACACAGGCUGGUAUUUAUUGGUUAUCGCUGAUGGACAAUUAUGCAGCAAGUUUCUCACUUGUGGUUAUUUCAUGCAUCAUGUGUGUUGCCAUUAUGUAUGUCUAUGGGUACCGGAGCUAUUUCAAGGACAUUGAGAUGAUGCUGGGUUUUCCACCACCCAUAUUUUUCCAGAUCUGUUGGAGGUUCAUCUCUCCAGUUAUCAUUUUUUUUAUCCUCAUAUUCACAGUGAUUCAGUAUGAACCAAUCACAUACAACACGUAUGUGUACCCGACCUGGGCCAUCGCCAUUGGUUUCUGUAUGGCACUCUCAUCGGUCAUCUGCAUCCCCAUCUACGCAGGGUACUAUAUUUUAUGCUCAGAAGGAGACUCACUACUGCAGCGUUUGAAAAAUGCUACUCGGCCAAGCCGGGAAUGGGGCCCAGCGCUUGUUGAGCACAAGACAGGCCGCUACGCAACAGCAUUCAGCUCAACAGAAUCCCAGCUGGAGGUGCAGCUGCUGAACCCUGAGAAACCCAAAAGUGAUGAAGUUGGCAUGAUGGCUGCCAUCACCAUUGGAAGCAAUGGCUCAACCCACAGCCAAGACUCAAUGAUGUGAACCUUAGCCUGGGAGGCAGGGCAGGGAGCACUCCUUGCAUCAAUCCAUUCCCACCUGUCCUGGUUCUCUAAACCCUACUCUGCUCAGAUAUACUAAAGUACCCCCCACUGGGUGGGGGACCCCUGGCUCCCAGGCUGUGCUGGACUCUGGGGGAGGGGGCUAUGAGUUCCCACCCCACCCACCUCAUUAGUGUCCCUGUGCCAUCUUGUAACCCUUAUGUUUACAAGUAAUGCUCAGAUGGCCCCGAUUCACAGCCAGAACCAGAAUCAGAGACAGAGAUGUGUGCGCUGGCUAACUGGAUGGGGAUUCCUUGAGAGGUACCAGUAGGAAGGUUGAUUGAUGUCUUAGAAGCUUAAAAAUAACUUUGGGAUGGUUUCUGGCAGCUACUUGUGGGUCCAGUGAGUCUAGAAUCUGUUGGGGAUGAUAUGGCUCUCACUGCCCUGGAUCAGGGCUAUUUGCCUGGCCCCACAAGGAAACUAAUGGGAGUGCUGGGAGUCAGUAGUGGUUUCAAAUAUGAGCUGAUAUUCUAGGCAAAGUUCAGUCUAGAAUUAAGCAACCUUCAGCUAGACUACUGCCUUUAUGAGCACUCUUGCACACAUGCAUGGAAAACUGCACACUACCAAUCAGUAUCUAUACCUUCCCAGCUUUCCCACUUGUCUAGUAUUUUAUGAAAAGUGGGAUAACUUUUUCAGAACUGUAGAUAUAAAGUCCCCAUGAUGGUUUCAAGAGCUUAAGAAAAUUCCAGAAAUCUCUCAUAAUUGGUAGGGAGGAUCUAGCCUUAUUUGUCUAACUGUCCAGAAUUAUUUUCUCUUAGACACACGUGCGCGCGCGCACACACACACACACAUUCACAUCCUUGCACAUAGUUAAUAGAGACACUAUGUGACUGAUUCAAAUCUAGGAAAAUCUCAACUUGUGGGAAGCUCACGUAAAGUGCUGCCACACUGUGUAGAGGUUGUGGAGCAAAGUAUUCAACUGAAUUAUGCAGGAGCUUGUACUUGAAUUCUGAGGAAUGGACCUUCUGAAGCCAUUGUUUAUCCUCUUCCCCUUCAGAGGAGCAAAUGAAUUUGAAUAGGGUCCCUCUACUUGCAAGGGACCCUUGGGACCUAGCCCUGCCCCAGUCUCUGGGAAAGGAGCAAAGCCAACCAUGGUGCUAAGAGUAGAUGAUGUGCCAAGACCAGCCCUUGCAACUUGAGGGAAAGCAUGGUCUUCCGUGAAAGCUAUUCCUGGUUAGCCCUGGACCCUGGGUCGCCACUUCCCAGUGGGGAUGGGAGCUUCUAAUCUCGUGCUGCAAUCAUGAAGAAAUUGGCCAGAAGCACCAGUAUCUCCUGGCAGCACGAUGUCUUCAUAACAAGCCAGGUCUUCACACUGGAAGGGUAACUAAAUGUUGCAUCUUCCUGUCUCAUUGCCCCAUAUUUCCAUUUCAGCAUUGCUGCCUGCGCUUUAUCCUUAGCAAGGCCUUGGAGGAGGAGACAAAUGGUCCUGACAGCCACUCCCUUGCCCUUUAUCCUGUGGCAGCAAUGCUACCAAGACACCAAUGCCCAUUCUUUUGUAGGGACACCAUUGCCAAACGUCUUGUAGGGGGCAUCCCUCAGCUCCCAGGAAUGCACAAUUGCUACAAUGCCAACAGCAAGGGCACGUCUGGUCCCUACCCACAGCCAGUGACAUGGGCAAAAUGGCCAGUGUUUACGUGCCAAAUGUCUGCAUCGUGCACAGAUGAUGGAAAGGACAGAUGGUUUUGUGUCAUGAUGGCAUUUUUACUUUAAGCCUCCAGCAUCCAAUCCUUUCCCUCCUGUGUACUGAAAAUGCACUAUUUAAUGCAUGGUUCCAUGUCUGUCCCUCCCUCUCCUGUAGAGUGUGGCAACCGCCACUGCCACCUCUCAUUGUUCAUAGCAAUAACUGUAUGAGUAUCCCAUACUAUGACUCUCCCAGUUGUAGAUUGUUAAAGUCUCAUAGAUUUUAAUGAAAUUUAUAUUCCUGAACUCAGGAUGUACAGUUCUUUCUGUGGGAUCGGAAGGGCGAUUUGAGGAGCCAUACCUUUACUUUAAUGUUAUAAUGGAAUUAUUGUACUGAGUAAUGGAGAUGAGCAGCAGGAGGAGAAAGGAUCCCAAGGGCACUGCUGCACUCCCAGGACACUUAUCUGUACAGAAGAAGGGUAUUUAGCAUGGCCUUGUUACUUCCUUUGGAAUCCAUGGAUUUGAACAUAAGAAUGAGCAAAGACAAUAGUAACCAA